AUGAGCAAGUUGACAUCUCCUUCUCCCCGCUGCAAUGGCAAUUACCUUGUCUCCAUUAAAGACCCAGAAGAGACCAAAACGCUCACUAACCCAUUGAUCUCCAAAAGCACAACGUCCCAACCAGAGCAAGUACAGAAGAAGCUACAACUAAACGCACACCACCAAACACACAAACCCCACAAAAAAUCCCAUUUCUCCUUGGCUCUAAAAGAAGCCAAUUCCAUAGCCAGCAUAGCUUUUCCCAUGAUACUCACUGGCCUUUUACUUUACUCCAGGUCAAUGAUCUCCAUGCUCUUCCUCAGCCAUCUCGGCGAGCUCGCUUUAGCCGGUGGGUCCCUUGCCGUCCACUUUGCUAACAUCACCGGUUACUCGAUUCUCUCUGGCCUUGCCAUGGGAAUGGAACCCAUUUGUGGUCAAGCUUUUGGUGCCAAAAGGCAUACGCUGCUUGGCCUCUCUUUGCAGAGAACAGGUCCACAAGAAAACCUGGGGAGGGAUUUCAAUGGACUGCUUCAAAGGCAGUGCCAAGCUGCAUUUCUGUGUGCCUAG
Prunus armeniaca (apricot) is the source of this 546-nucleotide messenger RNA. Lineage: Eukaryota; Viridiplantae; Streptophyta; Magnoliopsida; Rosales; Rosaceae. The record is from the annotation of a GenBank genome assembly.